AUGCUCCUUCGCAGCUUGCCGUUCACCACACGAAAACUCCAAAUCAGCACGUUUAGAGUAUCUACAGCAAGAAAGGGACGCGUUAAUGUCCAUAUUCAUGCCACCCAAUCCGUGUUGCAGUCCCUCACGGCGGAAACAAGAGUGAACAAUCUAGACCACGGUGAUAAUGGAAACCGCGUAAAUCAAGAUGUACAAGAGUUUCUUAAGUUGGUACAACGCCGACUGUCCAAGAAAAAGCCUCCACCCUCUUCGACUGUCCAGACCAAGAUCGACAUCCGAACAUUACAACACCUGUGUCAAGCAGCCAUCGAUAACCAGCUUGCGUGGCUGGUUGUGCAUCUUUUUCGCACCGCAAAGUACCAGGGAGUACAACUAGCACCCUUGUACUCUUCGAUUCUCCCCGCGUUGAUUGACGCCCGUGAAUGGAAUGGUCUCAGGGAUCUACUCAAAUUUCUUCGUCCUCGAGUAGAUUGUUCGAGCAGACUAGUCAACGCCCAACUCCGUCUGGAUCUCCACAACGAAGACUACAGCAAACUGACACUGCAGAGUGUCGAGGCGGACUACCCAAAGUACACCAAGUUUAACCGAGAAACUUACAACCUCCUCAUUGAAGCGAGGAUUGCCAACCGCGAUAUGGAAGGACUCCGUCAGAUCCUAAUCCAGAUGCAAGCUAGAGGUGUCGAGAUUGGAGAGGACACGCACCGUGCUAUACUAUCACGCAUGGCGGCAGUCGGACCCAACGAGGAGCUGGAGAAUAAGAUUGUCUCAUACCUAUAUGGCAUCAACCCCUCUAUCGACACGGUCAUUCUCAAUCACCUCAUUCGUCUUCGAAGUAUCGCACGGGACGAUGCAGUCAUCGAGCGAUAUUUGGCCAUGCUUCAGAGGGAUGGAGAGUCGGAAACCGCAUUUGGCCCUUUGACGCCUGCCGUACCAGACAUGACUACUUUGGCGCUGUUGGUGGAGCAUUUCGGCAGGCGCAAGAAUCUGGAUGGUGCACAGCGUGUGAUUGACACGGUCGAUCAUCUGGGUCUCAAGCCGACCCACGAGCUCCUCGCUCACCUAAUCUACGUGUAUCACCGUGUAGAUCGACUUCAGGACGCGUUGACACUCAUGUCACGACUCCUCUAUCACCUCCAACCACCGCUUCAGCGGAGGCUGCGGGUCCUGCUUCAAGAUUUAGGAUGGGAGCAAUCUGAUGCCACUACGCCGAUUCCACUGCGUCCAAAUGUCUACAUCUUCAACGCACUCCUUUCUUUCGUUCUCCAAAAGAGGGGUAUAGCGGCGAUUCAGCCCAUUCUCACCAUCAUGAAGUACAAUCACGUACUACCAGAUGAUGACACUGUCAGGAUUGUCAUGCUUCACCUCUCACGGACGGAGAAAGUGGGCUUUGACACGCUUGUUCAGUUCCUCCAUCGAUGUCUCAUUAAUCGUGGAUUCAAGCCGCAGAUUCGGCAUGUAAACAUUGUGUUUCAUGCACUAUUGCGCGAGUAUCGUGAUCGUGUCAAAGGUCACGGGGGAUGGAGAGCAGCUGCGGCGCGACUCACAAUAUCCGAUACGCGCGAUAUUUCUGCCGCUUCAGAGAAGCCGAAGACAAUGUUCCGGGCACUCGGGACCUCACAGAAUGCAUUUGACCUCUCUCAUGGUGGUCUACGCGCGAUCCUGAUCUCUGUCAAGGAGUCCGGAGCUCGACAGGACCACGCGACAUACUCGCUCCGUAUGUUCUACCAUGCGAGAGUAGAAAAGGACGUUGAGAGUGUCGAAAGGCUUUAUGAGAACAUGGUUCAGCUCGAACUCUGUCCCAACGCGUACCACGUUGCCGCCCUUGUUGAUGUGCACCUCCUCAAUGGAAACAUUGAUCUUGCGCUCCAACGGAUUGCUCGAGCGCAAAAGGAUGGUGUAAAACUGCACCCUGCGCUGUACACCAUGGUCAUCUGUGCCUUUGGCGAUGCGGGUCAACCUGACAAGGGAUUGGAGGUCUACAAACAGAUGAUGGCCAACAACGUACGUCCAGAUAUUGCGAGUCUGGAUGCAGUUGUCCGGGGCUACUUCCUCGUUAAACACUAUGCCGACGCAUCCACGGUGCUUCAAGAUCUGUGGUCGACCGUAUUACCUGAAGAGACUCAACCCGCUCCGAGGACACCUCUGCGGACAUUAAUGGAUAUUCUACGAAGAGAGGAGAGACUGCGGUACCCGUCAGCGCCAAAACUGGGACACAGGCUUCCAGAGACAAUCCGUGGCAUUCAAACCAAUCUGCGACGGAUGGCAAAGCGCGACCCAGAGGAAGCUGGCCCUCCAGCGGUCAACUAUUUUCUCUCAAAAGUGGAGUAUUUGGCAAAUGGGGAGUCAGAUUCAGUGCAGACAGAGGGGAAUCCAGACAGUAAGCUAGAAUAA
Molecule: messenger RNA, 2391 nt
Organism: Serendipita indica DSM 11827
Lineage: Eukaryota; Fungi; Basidiomycota; Agaricomycetes; Sebacinales; Serendipitaceae
Source: the annotation of a GenBank genome assembly